AGCCAGUCGGCUGGCGUAGGGAGCCGGGGAGGCCAGAGGGUGAGACGCUGAACGCCGCACCCGGCCUCGGGGCCCGCGGCGGGCGCCUCCUCUCGGCCCCGCACGGCCCCCCUCCCGGCGCAGGGGCAGGCCGGGGCGGGGGGCCCCGGAGCAGAGGCUGCCUCGGCCCCCGUCGGGGAGACAGGGGGAGGCCAGGACGGAGCGAUGCUGGGCGACGGCGGAAGCGGCCCCGGUCGGGGCCCGUGACCAUGGGCAUCGCCGAGUCCACGCUGGACGAACUGCCGUCGGACGCCGAGGAGCAGCUGCGCCACGGCGAGCAGCAGCUAGAGCUGAGCGGGAAGCGGCUGCGUCGGCUUCCCAGCGCCGUGUGCGCGCUGAGCCGCCUGGAGAAACUGUACGUGAGCGGCACGGGUCUGCGCGAGCUGCCGGAGGAGAUCGAGGAGCUGCGCGAGUUGCGCAUCCUGGCGCUUGACUUCAACAAGCUCGAGUGCCUGCCCGAUGGCCUGUGUCGCCUGCCGCGCCUCACGCGCCUCUACCUGGGUGGCAACCGGCUUCUGGAGCUGCCCAACGACUUCGCGCAGCUGCAGAGCCUGCGCUGCCUGUGGAUCGAGGGCAACUUCCUGCGGCGCUUCCCGCGGCCGCUGCUGCGCUUGGUGGCGCUACAGUCGCUGCAGAUGGGUGACAACCGGUUGCGCUCGCUGCCCGCAGAACUGCCGAGCAUGACUGGCCUGCGCGGCCUCUGGCUCUACGGCAACCGCUUCGAGGUGUUCCCGCCCGCGCUGCUGCGCAUGGGCCGCCUGCACAUCCUUGACAUGGACCGCAACCGCCUGGGUGGUUUCCCCGACCUGCACCCGCUGCGCGCUCUGCGAGUCUUCUCCUACGACCACAACCCUGUUACUGGGCCCCCGCGCGUCGCCGACACCGUCUUCCUUGUAGGCGAGGGCGCCGUCGAACGCAUGGCGGAGCGCGACGAGCCCAUACCCCGGCGGCCACCCCGACGCCCAGCGCGGGCCUUUGAGGAUGAGGAGGAAGAAGACCUGCUCAUAGGAGGCGGUGGCUGCCGGGCUCUGGCGCCCCGGGAGGGCAGCCCCGGCGCCCUGGAAGCCUCUCCAGGACAAGGCACCUGAGCCUGUGCUCUGGAUGACGAACUUCAGCCACUCGGGGAAGGUCUGCGGAAGUGGUGGGCAGAAGAGGGGUCGCUUUGGGGGGCGGUUGCUGGGACAAGGCAAGCCUGGGACGGUCUUCAGACAUUCCUGGGUAGUGAGGAGACUGCCCCCUGACCUGUCCCUGGGCAGGUGUCAGACCAAGAAGCACGGGCCCCAGGGCCCCCUCCAGUCCCCCGUAGCUCUGCUUGUGCGGGACAGCGCCACAGGCAGCACAACAGAGGUCCAGCUUCCUCCCGGAACCAGGGUAACCGCCGUCUGCGGGAUCAUCACCUCGGCUGAGCCUGGACGCCCAGGGGGCCCACCAGCCUUCCCCCUCCUGGAGUCUGAGUCUCCUGGAGCCACCCUCUCUGGGGCAGGAGCUCCACCUCUGCGCGGCCCACAUGCCUGCCUGCGUGAGGCCGGACUUCACCUGGAGGAGGGCCUGGCCCCGGGGGGCCGGGGCCUGGAGGGGCCAGUGCCCAGGACAGAAGUGAGAAACCGGGGCUGGGGCCCCUGACACUGUAGCUGCCCUCACCUCUCUUCCGGGGCUCAUUGAGCAUACCUCCCUCCCCAGCCACCCUCCCCCUAAACCUGCAUGGGGAACGAGGGGGCGCUCAGGAGGCAGGGUCUCCACCCCUGCCUUCUAUUCAGUUCUCUCCCAGCUUGCGCCUGGAAUCUCGCUGGGAAAAAAAGCUCUGCCUCCCUCCCCCCAGCCCGAGCCUUCCAGCUGUCAGUUUUGAAAAGAAGCCACUGUGCCUCCAGGCCUCCUGCACCGGGGAGUGUGGCUCUGCUCUGGGAAGCUGCCUAGCGCCUCUCCCACUGCCUGCACUCUCCAUUCCCUUAAAUGGGCACAGCCAGGGUGGCUGGCACGGCGUGGGGCAUGGGACGAGUGCCGUGUGCCUCCACUCCAGCCACCAGGGACAGCCUCCGGUGGGUGAGGAGGGCUGCCUCACUGUGCAGUUCCCAGGGCCAGACCUUUCCCAUCCAAGCAAUAACGGGAGGAGGGAGCCAGGGCCGGGGACACUCAGGGACAUUGUUGGGGGCAGGGGCCCCCCAGGGUAGUGUUUUCUUUAGGAAGAAAAAAAAA
This is a messenger RNA of Phyllostomus discolor (pale spear-nosed bat), 2232 nucleotides long. RefSeq names its product leucine rich repeat containing 10B (gene LRRC10B). NCBI's taxonomy places the organism in Eukaryota, Metazoa, Chordata, Mammalia, Chiroptera, Phyllostomidae. Bases 249 to 1127 code for a protein of 292 amino acids. The transcript has a single exon. Gene Ontology annotation, molecular function: protein binding. The record is from RefSeq and is a predicted model, not a curated record.